ACAUAAAUUAUUUUAAGAAAUGAAAUCUCCCAUUUUGGCACAGUGUGUCCUUCAACGUGGACUUUCCUUGUCCAGUAUCCAUUGCGGCUCCUCAGCAGCCAUGAUUGUGCCUGCCAGUGGCCUUUAUAAGCAUGAAGAGCCAGCAAGUCAACUUUCCUCAUCUAGAAAGAUUAAUCGAAGCGACAAUUCAAGAACAUAUUGUUUCGACAGGGUUCACGAAACUCGACUAGAAGUAAGUCUAAAGUCAGUGUUAAACUUAUUUCUUCUUGGAAAAUUUAGGGUUGCGUGGGAAUAUGGGAAUACGACUUUUUUUAAUUCAAUCUUUAAACCAAUCUUAAAAAGAUUGAGUGGAACGAAAAGUCUUUGCCCCAAACAGAGAAGCAGACGAAAAAGUAAGUCUUCUAGAAGUGAAUUUGCAAUCGCUGGCAAGAACAUAAUUUUUGUUGGUGGUCUGGGCUGUAUUGGAAUGCACACCUGUCGCGAGAUUGUCAAGAAAGGGCCGAAGAACCUGUUGAUCCUUGAUAAAAUCGAGAAAUCGGAAACAAUUAAGAAUUUGCAAGAACUGAACCCGGAGACGACGACAGUAACUUAUUAUCCUUAUGAUGUAACAGUAUCCUUGGUCGAAAGCAAAAAGAUGCUCACAACAAUCUUCGAGAAGUUCAAGAAAAUAGAUUUGCUUAUCAAUGGCGCUAGCAUCCUGGACGAUCAUCAGGUUGAGGAAACAAUUGCUGUGAAUUUCACGGGUAUGAUGAACACCAUUAGCGCUCUUAUGGAUUUCUGGGAUAAGCAAAAAGGCUGCUCUGGUGGAGCUAUAGCCAACAUCUGCUCAGUGGCUGCCUUCAAUCCGAUCUACCAGUUGCCAGUUUACUCUGCCUCAAUGGCUGCCGUGUUUAGCUUUACCAAUUCCUUGGCGAAACUGGCGCCAAUUACUGGUGUAACAGCAUACUCAAUUAAUCUGGGCAUUAUGAGAGCAUCACUGGUGGGACAAUACAACUCCUGGAUGGAUGUGGAGCCAUGUGUCGUCCACUUGCUUCUCCAACAUCCCACACAGACACCAACAAAUGCCGCCAGGAAUUUUGUCAAGGCCAUUGAAGCCAAUAAGAAUGGCGCCAUUUGGAAACUGGAUUUAGCCGAUCUGGAAGAAGUCAAAUGGACUGGAUUUAAGCAUUGGGAUCCACGCAUUUAAAGUGCCUCGUAGCUUUUUAAUUAUCUAUCAAAUUGAUUUGAUAAGUUAAUUACUAAUAUUCCAAUUAGAUUUGAUUUUGCGUAUGUAAAAAGCAACUUAAA
Molecule: messenger RNA, 1287 nt
Organism: Drosophila grimshawi
Lineage: Eukaryota; Metazoa; Arthropoda; Insecta; Diptera; Drosophilidae
Product: alcohol dehydrogenase 2
Exons: 3
Coding region: 20-1186 (388 amino acids)
Biological process (GO): alcohol metabolic process
Cellular component (GO): cytoplasm
Molecular function (GO): alcohol dehydrogenase (NAD+) activity
Source: RefSeq, a predicted model, not a curated record